AUGCCUGCACGCACAGACUCCCCUCUGGACAUUGCCAUCAUCGGCGCCGGACUCGGUGGCCUCAGCGCGGCCGUCGCUCUGCGGCGUCAAGGCCAUCGGAUCACCGUGUACGAACGGUAUGACUUCGCCGGCGAAGUUGGGGCGUCGCUGAGCGCCGCAUCGAAUGGGUCGCGCUUCCUGGAGGAAUGGGGGGUGGACGUGCCAGCGGCGAAACCGGUUAUUCUGAAGAAGCUGAUUAUGCACGACUGGGAGACCGGCGAGGUCAAGCAUGAGUAUGGUCUGGGUGACUACAAGGCCAAAUUUGGAACGGAGUACAACAACUUCCACCGCAUCGACAUCCACCAACAACUCCUCAAAUCCGCAUUCGAAGGGCCCGGCGCUGGCCUCCCUUGCACCCUCAAAGUCAACCACCGGGCUGUCUCUCUCGACGCAGAGGCCGGGACCAUCACCUUCGACAACGGGGAAUCGACCACCGCGGACCUGAUAAUCGCCGCCGAUGGCAUCCGUGUACGCCCCCUCCCAUCCCAAUCCCGCCCCCAGAUCGGCAUAACCCCGACCUUCACCCCCUCCACCUCCUGCUGCUACCGCUGCAUCAUCCACGCCGACAAGCUCCGCAGCCUAGGACUGGAAGACUUCAUCUCCAAUGAAGCGAUCGAGUACUGGGGCGGUUUCGGGAUCGACAAGAUCGUGCUCUCCCCGUGCAGCAACGGCGAGGUGGUGAGCUGCUACUGCUUCUACCCGGCCGAGUACAACGACCUGCGCGAGGACGGGUGGAAUAUUGAAGCAUCACCGGCGCAGCUCCUCGCAACCUUCCCGCGGCUGGAUGCGCGGAUGAGGUUGUUGAUGCGCCAUGCGGAGGAUAUUAAGAUGUGGCGGUUGUAUAAACACGAACCCUACCCCUAUUGGACCCGCGGGAAAGUCUGCCUCCUGGGUGACGCCGCCCACCCGAUGAUGCCUGACCAGUCGCAGGGCUCGUGCAUGGCGUUUGAGGAUGCGGGGGCGCUGGGACUGAUCUUCCACCGCGCCUUUGCGGAGGAGUAUAGCGUGGCAGAGGGGUUGAGGUUGUAUGAGCGACUCCGGAAGCCCCGGGCGACGCGCGUGCAGGAGGCGAGUUUCCGCGCGAGAGAGGAUUUGAAUGAGCGGAUUGGGUGGAGUAGUGGGAGGAGCAGUUCCGGGGCUGUGGAGCGGAAUGGGAAGUUGACGAUUGAAGAGGUUUGUGGGUAUAAUAUGCGGGAGGAUCUUGCUCGCUUGAGACAAUAG
Aspergillus saccharolyticus JOP 1030-1 is the source of this 1260-nucleotide messenger RNA. Its product is annotated as salicylate hydroxylase. Bases 1 to 1260 code for a protein of 419 amino acids. The transcript has 5 exons. NCBI's taxonomy places the organism in Eukaryota, Fungi, Ascomycota, Eurotiomycetes, Eurotiales, Aspergillaceae. Gene Ontology annotation, molecular function: monooxygenase activity; FAD binding. The record is from RefSeq and is a predicted model, not a curated record.